AUGUCUUUCUUUCCCGAUCAGCUAGAAUGCAACCCUGGUGCAGUGGCAGAUGUGACUGCCUGUACGGAAGCUGUGCUGAAGCCUGACUUCACUGCCUUCACGGCGCUGGCGCUGGCGCUGGCCACUGGCCUCGGCGCCUUCUGCCUCACCGCCGUGCUUGGCUUUCUGCUGCGUGGCCGCCUCACCCGCCCUCAACGCACAGCGGCCUCACCGUCGGCCUCUGUGGCCUCGGCCGUCGGCCGGCGUGGGCUCCAAGGGGAGGGG
Messenger RNA from Durusdinium trenchii, 264 nucleotides. NCBI's taxonomy places the organism in Eukaryota, Dinophyceae, Suessiales, Symbiodiniaceae. The record is from the annotation of a GenBank genome assembly.